Zasmidium cellare ATCC 36951 is the source of this 411-nucleotide messenger RNA. RefSeq lists its product as uncharacterized. Lineage: Eukaryota; Fungi; Ascomycota; Dothideomycetes; Mycosphaerellales; Mycosphaerellaceae. The record is from RefSeq and is a predicted model, not a curated record. The transcript has 2 exons. The coding region runs from base 1 to 411 and encodes 136 amino acids.
AUGGAUCGCAAUAUCCUAGAUACCCUGGUUCGCGGAGAGACCGUCGCCACCAACACAGAAGCCGGCAUGGCUAUCACAAGACUGAAAGACGAGUCUUGCCCAGGCAUCUUCGGCAUUUGGCUUGCCAACUCGAGUGGGAAGAGCCCCAGCGCGGAACAGCUCUUGCACUAUGUCGACCAGGCCGCGAUUGCAUACGUCAACGACCAUGACUAUGCAUAUCAGAUCGACAUGAUUGUUGGGGACGGAGUCAGUGUCCCAGAUGGCGGCUUGGUUGUAGGCGCCUUGGAAGACGUCUUGGCUGCGGUUGAAGUCCUCCUCCUAUGUCUCAUGACAGAGAGAAUAUUCGAGAAGACAGGGGCCCAUGAAGACCGUCUGGGCAUGGAAUAUGCCAGCUUUCAAGGACUCGUCUGA